CGCAAUGCACAGUUCGCAGAUGUUCACGAAGUAGCGUCGUUGACGCGUGCGAGAGGUGUAGUGUUUUGGAUGUCGUUGUCAUACGCGACGGCGGCAGGCAUGUCCAGCGCCUUGACGGUUACCCUGUUGCUCGUCGUCGUACUGGCAGAUUUGGGUUAUUCCACGCGACGCACUUUACGAUUGAAGCUGAAUCCAGAUUGCGACGAUAUCUGCCGAGAACGAAACGGGACGACGCUUCACCUGAGUGCCGAUGGACCGAAUGACACGUUGCAUUACUUAUGGGAUUUCAUCGGCACUCCGUCCGUAUUGCUGGCGCUUACGCCUCCGUCCACCUCGCUUAACAUCAGCUGGGAAGAUUAUCUCGCGAGGCGAGAGAACUCGUUACAUUUUUCGGAGGCACCCACCUACUCCUUCGGCGUGAUAAUAAAUAAGAUUAUCGAAUUCAACGAUGUAAAUGACACGGCACUGAUUAACACUGCCGACGUCGCUAAUACGAACAUUUUGCAUCUCGAGUAUUUCAACUGGCAGCGCGUGUCCUUAACGCAAAACAGCGACUACAUCUACCUGGACAUGGAGGGUAACAAUUAUAACGAUACAGCUAAACAUAUCAGCAGAUUUGGGAGUAUAAAGCUUUCGCUCCGAGGAUUUUGCACUCUCGAUCAUUCGAAUACAGUGCCUCAUAUGUUGCACACGGAGAAUUCUACGCAAAUAGACAUCAUCCUGGAUCACAUGCAGACCAACGAAACGUUUUCCAACAGUAGAUUCGCUAUUGAAUUGCUCGUGGUUGGUGGUGGUGAUCCUGAAGUACUAAUGUUUGUUGAUCCAAAAAAGAGUCUGGAUGACGAGCAUACACCAGGUAUAUUCGAGAUUGUCGAAGUUAGAACGCCACCCUACAGAGAACUGGACACAUUAAAUAGCGGAGCAUAUUUGCAAUGGCGACCGGUGUCGUACGAUAGCGCGUCACGCGAUGUAACCAGUUCUACAGAGACAAUGCAAUACCCACCGAGAAAAAUUAUAUCCAAUUAUACGAGCGCUGUUGAAAAUUCGAUGCUAUAUUGUUAUUAUGGGAGGAAUGUGACGAAUCUUCUCCAACAAAAGUUAAUGAUUUCUUUGGGUUCGAAAGGGGACGGUUUUUACAAGAAGACGAAUUAUUUGACAUGGACUUUCAUAAUUGGUUACGGUACACCACCCGAGGAGAGAUUCUCUUCUCUAGUCAUUAUGAUUAUCUCGAUUGGCCUCGGCCUUCCUUUGCUCAUUAUGGUCAUCACUGGUCUGUAUCUUUGCAUUCGUAGAAUGCCGAAGCGACAUGGCAACGUUUAUUUAAGCCGAUGAUGAGCUAGACGCACGUGCCAUAUAGUUUUUGCGUACGUUGCGCGUUUAUCGCUAUAUAUCAUAUGUAUCACCACUGUUCUACACAAAGAUAUUCCUAUAUUUAUAUGCGACACAUAUAUGUAUAUUUUUACACGAACUGUUAUCUUGGAUGUGUGACAUCAGUGUGAUAAGCAUGAGUGAUAAUCUGUUCUCUCACAACUUAUUUAGCAUUGAGCGAGGCAUUAAUGUGGUUGCUUAGUUUUUUAUUUUAAUAUCUUAGGAUAAUAUGUAUGUGAGAGAUAUAAAUAUCGUGCGCGUUGACAUUCGAUGCGAACAUAGAAUCAACCACAUUUGUUUCUUUGAAUAUGCUAUGAGAGAACAGUGUGUUAAUUUAUGCAAUAAAACGUUGAAUUUUUCUAGAUAAUUUGUAA
This is a messenger RNA of Formica exsecta, 1742 nucleotides long. Its product is annotated as glycosylated lysosomal membrane protein B-like. Gene Ontology annotation, cellular component: lysosome. The coding region runs from base 70 to 1332 and encodes 420 amino acids. NCBI's taxonomy places the organism in Eukaryota, Metazoa, Arthropoda, Insecta, Hymenoptera, Formicidae. The record is from RefSeq and is a predicted model, not a curated record. The transcript has 6 exons.